GCUCAGGAGCGGAGCGGGCGGUGCGCGUGGGGCGGAGAGCAGCGCGAACCCGGCUCGGCCUCACCGAUCGCCCGCCGCCAUGGGCUCUUCGCAGAGCGUCGAGAUCCCAGGCGGAGGCACGGAAGGCUACCAUGUCCUGCGGGGUCUCCCUAUGCUGGAACUCGUGGGCUCAAGUGAUGGUCCCUUCUCAGCCUCCUGAGUAGCUGGGACUACAGGUACAAGAAAAUUCCCCAGGACAUAGAGCUGGAUUGGAGCCUUUUUUUGACUUUAUUGUUUCUAUUAACGGUUCAAGAUUAAAUAAAGACAAUGACACUCUUAAGGAUCUACUGAAAGCAAAUGUUGAAAAGCCUGUAAAAAUGCUCAUUUAUAGCAGCAAAACCCUGGAGUUGCGAGAGACAUCAGUCACACCCAGCAACAUGUGGGGUGGCCAGGGAUUGUUGGGCGUGAGCAUUCGUUUCUGCAGCUUUGAUGGGGCAAAUGAAAACGUUUGGCAUGUGCUGGAAGUGGAAUCAAAUUCUCCUGCAGCACUGGCGGGUCUUAGACCUCACAGUGAUUAUAUCAUUGGAGCAGAUACAGUCAUGAAUGAGUCUGAAGAUCUGUUCAGCCUUAUCGAAACCCAUGAAGCAAAGCCACUGAAGCUUUAUGUGUAUAACACAGACACCGAUAACUGUCGAGAAGUGAUUAUUACGCCAAAUUCUGCAUGGGGUGGAGAAGGCAGCCUAGGAUGUGGCAUUGGAUAUGGUUAUCUGCAUCGAAUACCUACACGCCCAUUUGAAGAAGGAAAGAAAAUUUCUCUUCCAGGACAAAUGACUGGUACACCUGUUACUCCUCUUAAAGAUGGGUUUACAGAGGUCCAGCUGUCCUCAGUCAAUCCCCCAUCUUUGUCACCACCGGGAACUACAGGAAUUGAACAGGGUCUGUCUGGACUUUCUAUCAGCCCAACUCCACCAGCUGUCAGUAAUGUUCUCAAUACAGGUGUACCAACAGUGCCGUUGUUGCCACCACAAGUAAACCAAUCCCUCGCCUCUGUGCCACCAGUGAAUCCAGCCACUACAUUACCAGGUCUGAUGCCUUUGCCUGCAGGACUGCCUGACCUCCCCGGCCUCCCCAACCUCAACCUCCCCACGCCGCACCUCAUGCCAGGGCUUGGCUUACCAGAGCUCGGGAGCACAGGUUUGCCACCUCUUCCUGCCUUGCCUCCUCGAAACUUAACUGGCAUCGCACCUAUCCCCAUGCCAGCCGAGUUCCUGUCAUCAUUCCCCUUGGUUCCAGACGGCUCUUCUGCAGCCAGCUCGGGGGAACUGCUGUCUUCCCUCCCGCCUGCCGGCAGCCUGCCUUCCAACCCCGUCAUGACUACUGCAAGGGCAGACGAGGCCACAGCACUCACUGUGGACGUGGCGUCCCCUGCUCCCAAGGCCCCCACCACUGUGGAGGACAGAGUGGGGGACUCCGCCCCAGCCAGCGAGAGGCCUGUGUCUGCCGUCACAGAUGGGAAUGCAUCUGAGUCACCUUAACUUUGAACCGUUCUUCAGAACCGGCGUGGUGUCUUUAUUUAACCACGGAAGCUGUCUGGAAAUGCAAACUAUCAUUAAUUUCAUACUAGUUUGUACCGUAUCUGUAGGCAUCGUGUAAAUAAUUCUAAGGAGAAAAUAAGCAAAAUGAUGUGGGUUUGUAUCCUGCCAAGUUGGGGUGGGGUCCACCACAAGGAAGGAAACAUCAGAAAGUGCUUGUAUUUCAAACAACCAAAAAAUUGGAAGGGUGGCUUGUCACCAGGCACCCACUGCCAUUCUGGGGUGUGCGUCUUUGGGAAAAGAGGUGCCAGGGGGUCCGCUAGGUUCCCUGUGCCCUGCUGCUCCUUCUGUACAAAAAUGAAAUACUUCACGCCUAGUGCUCACACGCAACAUUUCUUGGAGUUUGUAAACCGUUCGCAAAAGUGCACACCACUAAACUGUAAAAGGAAAGAUGCUUUACUUUUGGUCUCUGUGAGUCACAUCUCUAUUAAGGUUUACACAGAAAUUUUAAUUGAAGAUGUUUGUUAAAGUUACAUGGUGUGCACUAUUCAUUGAACAUCUUUUUAUUCAGCCUAUACACAUCCUUGUUUUGGAUCACUCAGACAACAUUUUGUAACUGCUGCUGUUGCUUUAUACGUCCACCAUUCAGAUGGCAUUUAAAGAAAAAUAAAGGAAAUGUUCCACAGUUUUAAAGAAGAAGGUGGCACUUGUAGCUACUUAGAAUACAGGUAGACUGAGAAAGCAGAGAUACAGCAAUAAAUAACAGUAAUUUUAGUUUCCUUCUUGUGUUACAUUUAAAUUACAGCCCAGUUGCCACGUGCACACUCGUUCUCCAGUAUGUCCAUGUCUUUAUGUUUGGUUUUUCUAGGAUGGUGAGUUAACUAAAAUUGAUUUAUUAAAUGAUGGUAAAUGCACAUUAUAUCCCUUUUUGAAGUAAGAUGAAAGUAGUUCGCUGGUUAUUGACCUGGUACUGAUAGGCCUUCACUGAGGGGACAGCACACGGCCUUCCUCUCCCACCACCCAGCUGGAAGCUGGUGACCAGCACCUCUUUCUCAGAGUCCAGCACUGGCCGGUUUUUAGGCUUCGUCCACCACUGGAGCCAAAUAUGUGCUUAAAGCUGAGUGGUCAAAAAAGACCGCAGCUCAAUAAACACAUCUUCUGUUUUCGUGAUAAA
Messenger RNA from Heterocephalus glaber (naked mole-rat), 2685 nucleotides. RefSeq names its product golgi reassembly stacking protein 2 (gene Gorasp2). Gene Ontology annotation, molecular function: protein binding. Gene Ontology annotation, biological process: Golgi organization. The record is from RefSeq and is a predicted model, not a curated record. Gene Ontology annotation, cellular component: Golgi apparatus. NCBI's taxonomy places the organism in Eukaryota, Metazoa, Chordata, Mammalia, Rodentia, Bathyergidae.